AUGUUUUUCAUUUCCAGAGAUUCUUCAAAAUUAUCUUUGCUUUUUCCUUUUUUUUUUCUAAUAUUAUUUGCUUUCCUCCUUUCUUUUCGAUCUCAAAAUGGUUUCUCCCCUUUUCCUUUGCUUCUGCUUUUUCUUUUUCUUCUUUUCCUCCUUCUUUUUCCUCUUCUUCUCCUUUUUCUUUUUCCUCUCCCUAUUUUUCUUUUUUCUUUAACUUUCUUUUUCCACCUCCUACAGCCUCUUCUUUAUCAACUACUUCCUCUUAAUCUUUCUCUCUUAUUCUCUCAUCAUUUUCUAUUCAUCACCUUUUUGUUAUUUUCUUCCCUAACAACCUCAUCACUUACAUUUAAGUCUUCAUCCUAUCUAUCUAUCUAUCUAUCUAUCUAUCUAUCUAUCUAUCUAUCUAUCUAUCUAUCUCAGUCUAUUCAUAUCUAUCUAUCUAUCUAUCUAUCUAUCUAUCUUAGUCUGUUCAUAUCUAUCUAUUUCAGACUGUUCAUGUCUAUCUAUCUAAGUCUGUCCUUAUCUUUCUAUCUGUCUGUUCAUAUCUAUCUAUCUAUCUAUCUAUCUAUCUAUCUAUCUAUCUAUCUAUCUCAGUCUAUUCACAUCUAUCUAUCUAUUUAUCUAUAUCAGUCUAUUCACAUCUAUCUAUCAAUGUCAACUUUUAUCAUGCAAAAAAAUCCAUCUUUUACUUUUUAUUCUUCUUUCAUAGUGAUAACGCCAAAGUUUUUCAAAGAAUAA
This is a messenger RNA of Acanthosepion pharaonis, 735 nucleotides long. Lineage: Eukaryota; Metazoa; Mollusca; Cephalopoda; Sepiida; Sepiidae. The record is from the annotation of a GenBank genome assembly.